Gigantopelta aegis is the source of this 2194-nucleotide messenger RNA. RefSeq lists its product as uncharacterized. Lineage: Eukaryota; Metazoa; Mollusca; Gastropoda; Neomphalida; Peltospiridae. The transcript is spliced from 2 exons. The record is from RefSeq and is a predicted model, not a curated record. Gene Ontology annotation, cellular component: membrane. Bases 1065 to 2084 code for a protein of 339 amino acids.
CUUGAUAUCGACAUAUGUACCGGGGAAUCGACACCAGUGUUUGCGUGCGCAUGUUUGGACGUCACACAGAUGGGAUAGUUUGUCAGACAAAUGUAUCACUAAUGUAGCAUAGCUGUGUGUCAAUUGUGCGGUCGGUAUUUACCAGCAUAGAAUCCACAACAUGAUGUGUUUCCUCGGUCAAAAUAAGAGAUUGGAAGAACGAAGUACAAGGGAUACAAACAUCUAAUUCUCAUCGAGGAUAUUUCCAGUCAUACACAACAACGAUUACGAUUCGUCUGCUGUCUGCUUAGACACUUCGACCAAAGACAUAACUACAACGAUAGUAUAAGUGCUGUCAGCUUUGAUGCCAGUACUUCGUCAAAGACACAAAACUUAGCAACAAUACUUACAUCUCCGGUGAUUCACCCAAAUACUAGUGUAUAUAUUUUACCAAGCAUCCUGUUGUUUCCAGUGAUUUAACCAAAUAUUUAAAAAAAAACAUUAGCAAGGGGGUUAGGAUCUACAGUGUUUAACCAAAGACACAUAACUUAGCUAGAGUAUCAAGAUAGUACACUGGUUCAAUCAAAUAUUAAAUAUUUGGUAGGGGUACCAGCAUAUUCUGUUAACUUACUACCAGUAUACUGUAGUGUUGUGAUUCCACCAAAAUUGAGUAUUAGCUACGCUGCCAACAUUUCCGGUGACUCAACCAAAGAUUCAGUAUUUAGCUGGCAUAUUAGCAUAUGCAGUUAACUUACUGUUCAAAGCAAUAUAGUGAUAGAACUACAAAUUCAGUAGUUGGCUAGGUUACUAGCGUUCCCGGUGAUUCAGUAUAGGAUACAGAACAUAGCAAAUAUAUCCGCAUCUCCAGUGAUUCAAAUACAGAUACAGAACUUAGUAUGGAUAUUACUAUAUUCAGUUAACUUAGUAUUCAGUAUAUGUGUCGUGAUUCAAUUAAAACUUCAGUAUAUGAGUCGUGAUUCAACCAACAAAUUCGGAAUAUAGUACAGAUACUAGAUUCAGUCAACGAUUGGGAACAUAAGAAGGACGCCAGAAUAUCUAUUGAUAAAAACAAACAUUCAGAAAUCAUGUCUCACUCCAGUGGUAUUCCGAAAGCACAUAAUGCAUGUGAUAAGCCAGAUGGGGCUGAAGUAGCUAAAUUUAAAAUUGGUUCUGACGACGAAGAGGAAAAGAAUCCCGCGGAUACAAGACAGCCUCUACUAUCAGAUUGUAAAACUCACGAGGAUCACGAAGAAGAGAGUCCACUUAGACGUAAGGACAAUGUAGAGAAGAGACAGAAGGAAGAGAGUCCGGCUAGAGCUAAAGACAGUGUAGAUGUGAGAUAUUUAGCAUCUGUGUCUGAUGGCGUCAUGUUACCUGAGGAUGCCCGAACAGAGCCUUAUCACGCUGAUGAUAACGCUGCUGUGAGCACUAAACCCGACACGGACCCUACACAAGAUGGUGCAAUGUCGUCUUUAGCAGAUUACCAUGGCGACCGUCCUGUCAUGAGCACGUCACGUGGCAUAGCCAUCGCUGAAGAUGAUGUGGAUCCUAGCAACAAACAGCAGACGGCAGUCGUUGACAAUUUAGCUGUCGAGGCACCAAUAUCCCCUGUCGUGGAUCAAACAAAACCUACUGACGACGACCGCGGUGCGUUUAGAGAUUCUUUACCAAAUCCAGAUUCAGAGAAUACUGAAGGAGCGGUCAGCCACAUACCAGAGCCAUCAUGCUCUGUUAAACCUAGCCCCGCAUGCGCAAUCGAGGACCCGGACGAACAGACGAUAGAAAGGUCAGAGAGGUCACCUCCAGGUCAGACGCUAACCAUCCACGAAGUCCCCAACACGAACAUCCUGGUCGCGUGUUUGAUCACCGUCUGCUUUAACCUUCCGCUCGGAGUCUUGGCUAUAUAUUAUUCCUUAAUGGCAGCCAAGGCGUACCGAGACGGGAUGCGCAAGAAAGGUGCGCGGAGAGCGCGUAUCUCCAUGUGGAUCAGUCUGCUGGCUAUCGUGGUGACCGUGCUGAUCGUGAUGUCGGUCGUCUUGUGGAUGGCGAUGAGUAAGAGGAAAGGAAAGCGUCAGUCGUCAAGCAGAAGUACUUUUUCAUUUUGAUAUAUUAGUAUUCUUCAUGUAUGCGGGGCGGGACUUAGCCCAGUGGUAAAGCGUUUGCCUGAUGUGUGGUCAGUCUAGGAUUGAUCCUCGUCAGUGGACCCACUGGGAUA